AUGUGUUUAGAAAUGACUUGCUGCGCCGAUAAAGCACCAUCUUCAACUGAAUUUUCUACGUCCUUCCACUUAUUCGCAAAGUUACCCACUGAACUUCGUCUCCAAAUCUGGAACUAUGCCAUCUUACUCACCUCGCCAUAUAUUGGGCUAUCAUGGUCCCCAUCAGAAAAUCGAUUCAUUUCUGAUCGGAAGCCUCCUCCAAUACUUCAUACCUCAAGCGAGUCUCGUUCAAUAUCACUUGCUUAUUGGACUUUCUCGUCCCCCAUCUUCUCCCACACCUGCAUCAAUUAUGAUCGAGACUUCUUGUGCUUCAACUGGCCAUCAAUGGGAAGCAUCCCAGGUCGACUGGGUGGAAAGAUCACGGAUGAAGAAUGCAGGAGGAUAAAAAAGAUUCUCAUACACGAGCAUUACCUGAUUCCGCACGUGUUUGAUAAUCUGCGAGAAUUCAAGAGGUUCGAAGGAUUGGAAGAAUUGGCCAUUGCUUGCCAUCAUGAUGAUAUAGUUGGCAUGAGGAGGUACGGAUAUAUGUUUGCGCAAAUGUGUUUUGACAAGGUAGACGAAGUUGAGCAUGGCUGGCCGACACAUUGGCCAAAACUAGUUUGUUCAGCAAAAGCCAUGGGCCAGUGUUCUAAACAUUGGUGGUUCGAUAGAUGGAAUGACAGGGCGAUGUCCAGAUCAGAUCGAAAUUGGCAAGAUCAAAUGGCGAUGCUUGUUAGGGUCACAGCUAGAAAUGAUAUCGAUCCCGAAGUUUUUCACUACAAUUCGCAAUUCCUACGUCUCGUUUUGGGAACAUAG
Molecule: messenger RNA, 795 nt
Organism: Botrytis byssoidea
Lineage: Eukaryota; Fungi; Ascomycota; Leotiomycetes; Helotiales; Sclerotiniaceae
Exons: 1
Coding region: 1-795 (264 amino acids)
Source: RefSeq, a predicted model, not a curated record